Drosophila sechellia is the source of this 776-nucleotide messenger RNA. RefSeq lists its product as uncharacterized. Gene Ontology annotation, molecular function: beta-tubulin binding. The transcript has 2 exons. Gene Ontology annotation, biological process: tubulin complex assembly; post-chaperonin tubulin folding pathway. Bases 256 to 690 code for a protein of 144 amino acids. NCBI's taxonomy places the organism in Eukaryota, Metazoa, Arthropoda, Insecta, Diptera, Drosophilidae. The record is from RefSeq and is a predicted model, not a curated record. Gene Ontology annotation, cellular component: cytosol; microtubule cytoskeleton.
GAUAAUGCAUGAGUGUAAAAAGUAUAGCAUUAGAGUAGAGACAGAGAUGGACACACAUCGAUAGGCAGAAAGGGAGGCAGUGAGUACACAAAAAAAAACACAAUAAAAGAAAGAGAGAGAUAGAGAAUUGUACAAGUGUAAGAGGAGUUUGUUAAUGAAAUAUAGAAACAAAUUCAAAUUAUAAUAUCGCUGGGGUGCUCUCUUCAUAUAUAUUUGCUCUGUGACAGGCCACAGAAUGUGUGAUCAGGUAGUACCAUGAACAAUCCCCACAUCGCCUUGUUAUCGGCCGUGCAUGCCAACGAUACGCGCCAUAAUGCCACGCUACGUUCCCAGAGUCGUCCCACGGAUCCACGCCUGGAGCAACUGAUUGUCUAUCGGGCUGUGCUGCAGCAUCUGCUGCUGCAGAAGGCCCACUAUGACCACGAGCGGGAGCUGGAACUCCGGCGUCUCGAGCGAUUCCGCAGCGAGGGAGCCAACGAACGCCGUUUGCAGAUCCAGGAGCAAGUGCUCAAGAAGGCACAGGGCAUGCUGCCUGGCAUCGUUUUCAAAAUGCGCAACGAGGUGGACAAGCUGAAGCGCUUCCUCGACAUCGACAAGGAGCAGGAGCUGCGCCAACUGGACACCACCCUCUACGACAGCUGCGUCGAGCUGCUCAAUAACUGUCAAUCUUCCCUGGAAAACAUUAAUUGAGCUGCCAAGUUAAAUUUCAACAUUCUCGUUUGACAAAUUAAAUAGUGCAAGCAAGAAAUAUAAAAAAAUAUAUAACCCUUCAUUAU